AUUGUAUAUGACAUUCCGUAUACCUGGGACGUUAAGAAAAUCUUAGGAGAAUUAACGUUAUGGGUCAUACUAUUAAGCUGUCAGUAAAACGGCAGCACAAAUAUCAGACUCUUAGAGUCAAAAUAGGUUUGAACUCAUUUACCCUUCCCCAAUUCAACAAGUUUUGGAUGACUGACCUGGGAGGUAUACCGGUGAGAUGGUUUCCCGCAAGUUGGACUUUACGAGAAAGAAAACAACGUGAAAAGUUCCAANACAAGUUUUGGAUGACUGACCUGGGAGGUAUACCGCACAAGCCGAAGGCUCAAAAUACUCUAAACAAGAAGUCUGGAAAUACUGGACACAGUUCGAACAGUAAUCAGCCUAAGAAGAAGGAUAAGAAAUCCUCGAUCAAGACUGCUAAAGAUGAUAUGUUAACACUGAGAUUUUAG
Rhizophagus irregularis DAOM 181602=DAOM 197198 is the source of this 428-nucleotide messenger RNA. The record is from RefSeq and is a predicted model, not a curated record. Lineage: Eukaryota; Fungi; Glomeromycota; Glomeromycetes; Glomerales; Glomeraceae.